Puma concolor (puma) is the source of this 738-nucleotide messenger RNA. NCBI's taxonomy places the organism in Eukaryota, Metazoa, Chordata, Mammalia, Carnivora, Felidae. The record is from RefSeq and is a predicted model, not a curated record.
AUGAAGGCCUCUUUCUUCUGGAACCCUGGCAUCCAGCCCCUCAGCUACGGAGAGAAGGAGGAGGAGGGAGCAGAUUUCUGUCCCAACAAAUGUGGUAUGAUGUUGCAGCCUCUGAUCUGGUGCAGUAAUUGUAAAAAGCAGCUUCACGUUUGUCGAAAGUCCACAGAUUGCGGUGUGCGCCAAAUCAACGUCCACGAAAAGGAAGACUUGCUCCUGGACUGUGAGCUCAACUGGCAUAAAUUAUCUCAAGGCCUGACCUAUUACAGCUUUUACAGGGUUUGGGGGAGCAAUUCUGAGACGUUGGUGUACAAGGGGAAACAGCCCACCCUGACCAAGCCCCUGGUGGGGCCAGAGGAUGCAGGUGACUACCGCUGUGAGUUGGGCACUGUGAGAUCCCUCCCAGCCACGGUCAUCCAUUUUAAGGUCACAGUGUUGCCUCAAAGAAUCAUUGAGGAGACACCGACAUCAAACUUUGAAACCGAGGAGCAGCUGUCCCCAACCCUCCAGCCUUCAGAGUACCCUAAGCCCGAGAAGGUGCUGAGAAGCGUUCUGGUAGGGCUGCUGAUCUGGGGCUUUGUGGUGCUGAUCAUCAGCUUUGUCACCGCCGUACUUUGCUUUCUGCCUGGGAACGUGAUGGAUUCCAUAAAGUCCUGGUUCCUCACUAACAAAGUAGCCGCCCUGCAGAGCCAGGUUCCGAAGGCACCGAAAGAAAACGACACAGCACCAAGUCACAAAUAA